GAUCAAGAUGAACCUCAAGGUAAUUGCUAAGUUCGAACGGAACCACCCGCACUUACCGAGCUGUUCUCUAAACCAGAAUCUUCUACCUCUCCUACAAUCUGCUAUCAGCAGUAGGGUAAACCAACCUGUGGUUCUACCCUCUGCUGAGGGCCCUGCGGAGGUCAGCAAUUCCAUCGCCACUAACAAGACCACCACGGUCAUUGUUCACGAGGCGACGGCCAAUGCUGACACUGCUGGGUCGAAUCCACCUGCCAAAAAGCGCGGGAAAAAUAAGGCCAAGAAGCCGAAGCCCUUGUAGUUCCACCGGAGGCCGAUACCUCUUCACGUGCAGCGUUGAAAAGGGGUCGGUCUACGGAAGCACCACAUCCUGAGGCCAAGAAGGCAUCCAAGGGCCCGGCUUCUCAGCCUUUGCCCACUCCGUCCGCUAGCAGCCGGUCGCGACUGAACCUCCCCCACCAGCCCCUUCAAGCUCUAAGCCUGAUAAGGUUCACAAGGAGAAGUCAAGUCACAAACGGCAGGCCAAACAGGACGGAAGAGGAAAUACUCGCAAACUAUAUACCCGGAUAAUCUUCGGGUAGCAAUCAUCGACAAGGCUGAACCGGAAGGUAAAAUCAGCGACAGUCGAUGGUUGCUAUUCGAAGAUCGUCUGAGAGAGCUUGUCUUCACGGGAGAGGGUGACACACGAAGUAUGCAGUUCGGCAGUGCAACCCUUUACAAAGGCGUGAAAGUAAUGUUCUGCGAGAACCAGGAAUCUAAGGAUUACCUGGUCACCGCAGUAUCUGGCUUUCGCGAUCUCUGGCAGGGAUGUGAUCUGGCGGCUGUAUCCUUGAAGGACAUCCCCUGCCGUAAGGUAUUGACAGCUUGGGUGCCACCACCAUCCGUGGAUCCGGCACGCAUCCUGACAAUACUGGGCAAGCAAAACCCCAACCUCAAGACGGACAACUGGCGUCUUGUCAGUUCAAACACUGAGGGAGGGGGCCUGGUCAUCAAGGUAUCUAUGGAUACGGAUGGCCAGGAAUACCUUCAAGCUCGUGGGGGAAAACUGCAUUUCGGCGCUGGAUGGAUCCGUUUCCGUCUAACGCCGUUGCAUUAGGUGGAAGAAAACAGCAGCUACUUAGCAUCAUGCAGAUUAAUCUGCAUCACUGCAAAGCAGCUCCUGCAGAACUCCUCCUAUCCCUCUCGAAAGCUGAAGUAGACAUAGCUCUGGUUCAGGAACCCUAUAUAUACAAUAAUAGGGUAACUGGACUAGGGAGUGGACAGUACGUCUCUUAUGCGGUCUCCAAUGGUGAUAAGCAACAACAGUGGAGGAGACGUUACGGUAGCGAGAUUGGAGUCUAAAUCCGGAAGGGUUCACAUUUUCAUAUCUCUAUAUCUACCGUACGAGCGACCUGACCCACCUGGACAUGAAGUAGAGGAGCUGCUCGAAGAUCUGGCUGACAAAGGGCAUCUAAUCAUAGGUUGUGAUGCCAACGCACACCACUUCCAAUGGGGUAGCAACGAUACCAACGUCAGAGGCUGGAUUGAUACCAUGCUUAGCAGCAGAAUUAUCAACUCGAGCAUUGGGGAAAUAUACAUCAGGAAAUCGGUCACGAGGGGCACUCCGCAAGGGGGUGUCCUAUCACCAUUACUCUGGCUUUUGGUCAUCAAUAAUAUAAUUAUGGAUCUAGAGGUAACAGGAACGAAAGUAGUCGCAUACGCUGAUGACGUCGUCCUGUUAAUCGCCGGGAAAUUCGUGCAAACAAUCUCGGAUCUAAUGCAAGGAGCUCUAGUCACCUUAUCACGGUGGGCGCGUCGCAAUGGACUAGGCGUGAACCCAUCAAAGACAGAGCUCGUCAUUUUCACUAAGAGACGUAAAUACCCUACAUUUACACCACCGAAACUAGAUGGAGUCAGAUUAAACCUUUCGCUAGAAGCCAAAUACCUUGGCACUAUCCUUGACCACCGACUAAGUUGGAAGAGGAACACCGAGGAACGAGCUAAGAGAGGCUCGGUUAAACCACCACUGUGCCAUUUCCUGCAGGUUAUUCACAAACACUACUCUGAGAAGAACCAACAAAAAUGGCUGGAUGAAAUUGGUUGUACCAUCCCCAAACGAAUCUGGCCCACGCUCUCGGAGAAGAGAACAAGGUCGCUGAUGUCAUUGUCAAAACCUGAUUUAAUACUCGUGGUGGGCAUCAUCACAGGUCACUGUAAGGUGAGGGCUAUGACAUCGAAAUGGGAUAGCGACGGCAUUGACUACUGUAGGAUCUGUCAAGAUGAAGAAGAAAUCGAGACAAUCGAACACUUACUCUGUCACUGCCCAGCACUCAUUAAUGUGAGGCAUAGGCUAGUGGGAGAACUAGUGUCACAUGACUUGUCAUCUUUUUCUAACACUGACCCAGUAGUAAUACUUCAACUAGCCAGAAGACUCAAGUGGCUAAAGACGACACGGCAAACUCCUCAGCCGUAGAUUCUCACUCUACUACACUAUCCCUUAUCUUCAUUUUCUCUAUCAAUCACUUUUUUCCUCUAUCUCUCAAAACUCUUUUCUAGGAUG
Musca domestica (house fly) is the source of this 2536-nucleotide messenger RNA. RefSeq lists its product as uncharacterized. Gene Ontology annotation, molecular function: catalytic activity. The record is from RefSeq and is a predicted model, not a curated record. The transcript has 3 exons. NCBI's taxonomy places the organism in Eukaryota, Metazoa, Arthropoda, Insecta, Diptera, Muscidae. Bases 1271 to 2449 code for a protein of 392 amino acids.